Molecule: messenger RNA, 2214 nt
Organism: Caenorhabditis angaria
Lineage: Eukaryota; Metazoa; Nematoda; Chromadorea; Rhabditida; Rhabditidae
Source: the annotation of a GenBank genome assembly
AUGAGAAUAUUUAUAGAGGAUCCGGAUUUGAAUAGAAAUAGUAAGUUUUUUGUGCUUUUUUUUCAAAAAUCAAUGAUUUUUCUGCUGAAAAAUUGAAGUUUCAUUUUCCAAAAAAGUCUCCAAAAAUCCAUGAUUUUUCUGAGAAAAAAAUCCUUUUUUUCUACUGAAAAAUUGAAAUUUUAUUGAUUUUUGAAAUUUAAAUUUUGAUGAGAAAAAACACAGUUUGUAAUUUACAAAGCCAAAUCGAUAGACCUCAAAUUUUUCGAUAAUUUUUGGUGUAGAUCAAAAAUAAUUUUUCUCUAAAUCUCUCAUGUUUUGAUUGUGUCAAGUCUCAAAAAAAAUGCAUGAAACAUUUCAAUUUUUCUGCUCAAAAUUUAGGAUUUUUAAUCAAAGUUCAAAAUUUUACAGAUCAAAUCAAGUUUCAUAACGUUUCCAAGUUCAAUUUCAAUUUGAUUUGGAUGUUAGAAAAUCGAUAUUUGCAUGGAUGUUUCUAUGAAAGAUGUUAUAUGUUUGGCUGUGAAAAUGCUCGAUUUUUGAGUGAGUUUCUUUUUCAAGAUAUUUCAAAAAUUCCUCGUUUUGAGCUGAAAAAAUCAGAGUUGUAUUGAUUUUAAAAAAUACAAAAGAAAUUCAAAAAGUACAAUUUGUCUAAAAAUUUGUCAGAGAAAUCGGAUAGUAGUAUCAAAUUUUCACAAGUUUCAUCGAUCUCAAAUAUUGGGAAAAAAUUUUCAAGUUGAAAUUUUUAAACUGUAAAUUUCAGUUUUUAGCUCAAAAAUUUAGAUUGAUCUGAAUUUUAGGGUUACUGUAGCUUGAAUUCUUUCACAAAAAUCUUAAAUUUCAGUCUACUCUUGGAUUGAUAAAAACAAAUUUCCAUUCCGAAAAGUUUUCCGAAAUAAAUUCCAAAAAAAUAUUUAUUCAUUUUUCAGGCGUGGAAUUCGAAACGUGUUCUCGUCAAAGUCAUUUUCAAUUUUUUUGGCUGGCUUCGAAUCAUCGACAAGAAGUUUUCAAAUAUAUUGGAUUUUGGACCAAAAUCGAGCAGAAUUUUAUGAUUUUUCAAACAAUUCGUAAUCGAAUAUUGAGGAAAUUUAAUUGGUUAUUGGUUCUCAAGUCAAAUAUUCGAACUCGAAAAUUAUGGAUUAGAAUUUGUAAUGAAAUAUUGGAGCUUCAGCUGAAGAUUCGAAUGAAGAUUUCGAAGGAAUUCGAUACAGAAAAAUCUCCAUUUUUUGUGAGAAUUUCUGAAAAUGAUUGUAAACAAUCCGGGCGUAACUCCGAUAACGACGCGCAGGGUAUUGGUAGCCGACCUGUGAUAAGUCAAAUGAGUGGCUCCCAUGCUUAAUGCAAAAACCACACCCCAUAUUUUGAAGAAUCUGAAGAUUUGGAUCAAAUUAUGGAUGUUUCAAAGAUUCUGGAAUUAUUCAAUUUUAUUUUGAUAUGAAGAAAUACGUGUGUAUCAAUCGACCAUUUGUUGCAAUUAUCGAAUAUCAUUUGGAUUGAGAUCGGAAGAAAAAAUAUUAGGAAAAUAAAUGGUGGAUCCAAUAUUUUUUAAUUAGUUGUGCAAAUUGCAAAAAUGGAUGAUUGAUUGGAUUGGAAAUUGAAAUUGGAAAGAAAAUUGGAUGAAUUCGAAUCGAAGGAAUAUUUUUGUGAUUCCAUAUUUCAUGAUAUCAAAAUUAGUAUUUUUGAGCGAUUAGAGGAACCGGAUUUGAAUACAAUUGGUGAGUUUUUUGUGUUUUUUUUCCAAAAAUCCAUAAUUUUUCUACUGAAAAAUUGAUGUUUUAUUUUCAAAAAAAGUUUCCGAAAAUCCAUGAUUUUUCUGACGUGAGAAAAAAACCCGUUUUCCUGCUGAAAAAUUGAAUUUUUUGAUUGUGUCAAGUCUCAAAAAAUGUGCAAAAUAUUUAAAUUUUUCUGCUCAAAAUUUAGAAUUUUUAAUCAAAGUUCAAAAAAUGUAUUGAAUUACCCUGUAAACCAUUUUUUACAGAUCAGAUCGGCUGUUGGAGAUUUUCGAGAACUCAAAAACUUGGAUGUUUUGAAGAAAAUGAAGAUUUCGAUGGAUUUUCGAUGAAGAUUUUCGGGGAUUCUGGAUGUUUUUCGAAGGAAUUUGAUAUGAUGAGAAUAAGUGUUGAUCAAUAUACCAUUCUUGCAACUUUCGAAGGUUUUAUUUGGAUUGCGAUCGAAAGAUGGAAAUAUUGGAGAAUGGUGGCUCCAGUAUUCUCAAUAUAG